AGGUGGAUUAGAGAGACGAAAAUUUAUCGUCACUGUACCAAAAAAAAUUAAUCGUCACAACAACCCAAGUUACCCAAUGCCAUUCCUUGUUAUCUUUUACUUUUUGGUUGGAAGGGAAAAGGGAAAGACAUAAUUGAGACGGUACCAGAUCGCUCAUUUGGCUCUACAGAAGAAACAGGCAGGCAGCUGAAAUUGCAUUUCUCUUCACAUGACUGGGGGUUUCAGCUGGGAGAGUAUACUUGAAUAUGUCUCGAGUUACGACCCCCGAGACUCCGGCGUUGAUUCGGCCUGCGCUGGUUUUGCCAGCACUGGUUUCGCCCUCUCAGCUUUACUCUCCGGAUACUCGACUGCAAAAUAUGGAUAUUUAGGUUACUUGGUUUUGUUCAUCCAAAAGCAAGGAAAACUCGGUGUCAGACCUUCAGUGAUCUCUGCGAAUUUCCAAAAAGGAUUAGGGGCACUUUUUCGCGUUGUUUUGGUAUACAUGGCAAAAUCCCGCAUAGGUCUCGCCAGAAUGACUCUCUACACCUAUGCAACUUUCAUCUCUGGUUCUCAGCUAUUGUGGGUUAGUCCAUCCAAGAGGAGCUACCGUCGGCUUUUUCUGGUUGCACAGCUAUCAAUGCUGGGAGCGGGUUACGCUGGUGAAGGUUCUACUAGUUAUUUAUUCAAUACUCAGCUUAAAAAAGCCGACGACAAGUUACGGAAAAGUCCAGUGAGCAAUGGCCGGCCGGCGCCAACAACAACCGGUGAUAAAGAUCCACUUCUGAUAGAAAUUUCGGUACGAGGAACUCAUCAGAAAACAAUCCGAGAAGCCCGAGAAGUAUUACGCACAUUUUGCUAUCAGGAGUUAAGUUGGACAGAGAAAGAGAUUAGCGGAACCGGUCCACAGGACACAGUGGAAGAGAUGGAUUCUGUGGCAAGACAGCUACAGAGGGAAAAUGCGAGAAAAUUGAGGAAUCGUGUAAGAAAAAAGUUAUUUGCUGCUAAACUUCCAGGGACAAUCUUGGGUACAGUGCUUGCAGCAGUGUUUUCUACCGAAGUUUUCAUCAAGAUUUCAACAGCAGUGACGGUAAUCAGUUAUAAUUUGUUCUUCUGGAUGGGUGCUCGAUAUUACGACCUUGGUGAAAUGGAGAAUCAUGAUAAAAAGGAUGAAGAGAAAAUUGAUGCAAAGGACAAAAAGAAAAUUCUGGAUACCGUUUCAGAGUUAAAGAAAGCUGUAGAAGCGGCAGUAGAAACGGCAGUAGACGCGGUUCUACAACGAUUACUUUCCUUGCCAAAAUUUAUAUUUUACGAACCCAAAGUGGCCAAAUCUACAUGGGGUGAAAACAAAUCUGGUGAAAAGGAGAAACAAGAUAAAAAGGAUGAAGAGAAAAUUGAUGGAAAGGACGAAAAGCAAAAUCCGAAUGCCUUAGUUCCAGAGCUAAACCAAGCUAUUAUCUGGUUAACAUUCGCAUCUACAUGUUAUCUGGUUAAUGCAACAGCUGACACUUUUUUCAUGGAACAAGUUGCUUAUCUAGAGAACAACACCGUAAGCUUCAAAAUUCCUACAUCCGUUUUCUAUUCCUUUCCCGAUUUUGUCUCCAUCAUAACCGCGCAGGUGAGCUAUUAUCUAGUCGAGCACUGCCAUGAUGAAAAGAAAGAAGCGCGGUGGGCUAGGCUCCUCAGAAUCAGCAUUGGUAUGCUUUUUUCCUCUUUGUGUUGCAUAGUAGCUUCUCUGGUUGCUUACAGAUUGGAGUCCAAUUAUAAUUCCGCCAGCAUGUUGUGGCUUCUGCCCCAAUUCCUCCUGUGGGGAAUGAUGAAAGGAAUACUGGAAGAAGGGAUAGAAGAAAUUCUCGAUGUCCAUCUAGACAAAGACUUACUGGUUCUAGCAGUGUGCGGAACCGCGGAUGCUGUAGGGAACUUUCUCAGUAUGAUACUCACAGCAGCUUCUCCAAGCAGCUGGCGGGUUGGCAGUGGCAGUGACAUUAGCAAAAUUCAUCUUGACAAUUACUAUCGCAUGCUAGCAAUUAUAACCUUAUCCUCCACAUUUGUGUUCACCAUUGUUGCCAUUGCCUAUGAAUUACGUGACAAAGAGGAUAAGGAAAAGAGUGGGAAGAAGGGCUGAAGUUCUCCUGGUAUUUUUGUAAUUAAUUUUCUGUUUUGGGUAUUUUGUGCUUGACUGUUUCUUUGGAUGGUUUCUUAGAUUCCUUGUGCAUUUGUGUAUUAAGCUAUACUUUGUUUCUUUGUGUUGUAUAAUGAUGUAAUUGGAAAAGAUUGUGUUUCUCUGUUGCCAUGCACUAUGUUGCUGGUGUGUUAGCCUUUAACCUCCAAGUUGAAAAUUUCUGUUAUAACUACAUUUGAGAAUAAUAAUAUCUAUCUUCA
Molecule: messenger RNA, 2358 nt
Organism: Rubroshorea leprosula
Lineage: Eukaryota; Viridiplantae; Streptophyta; Magnoliopsida; Malvales; Dipterocarpaceae
Source: the annotation of a GenBank genome assembly